ACUCGCCAGCCCGGUCAUGUCCGUACUGUGUAUCGCGGAUUGUGGUUAAUCGAAUAAUUAAACUAGUUUAUUGCCUUAAUUACCUCGAUUAUUAUCUGUGUUAGUGAUUGUUGGUGUGUUCUGUGUUGUUAACUCACACUUGGAUUAUUACUUUUAUAGAGGAUUCCCAUGGGAUUACCGUUACACCGUGAAUGCCGAGCUUUAUGGAGUGUGUGGCGGGGUUCUGGAGCAGCAAGGUGGAAGAGGAGGUGACAGGGUCGCAGUCAUGGGUGGGGCCGGAGGGGCGGAGUCCCCCGGUAGUCAAGGGUCCGGCCAGGAGUACGCCGGAGCCUCCGGGUGAGGACAUAGGACUGCCCUUCAGCCGAGGGUCCUACCGGAAGUACAUGAACCAUCUUAUCAGAGGCAACUCCGACACCGAGAUCACCAACGACCGUCCCUUCCUGGCAGACAGAGCUCGGCCAAAGUCCGCGGUGUUCGUGAGGGACCAACUCCGCCAGGCGCAGCACUCGUCCCCGAGGUUCGUCAGCACCUUGGCCAUAGACUCCGGUCUGGCCAGGCUGAAGACCCUGGACGGUUCCAACGACACCUUGCACAACUCUGAGGAGAACGUUUUCGCGACGGGUUGUACCACUAAUGUUUUCAGCCCGGCGCGUAGAGCGGUGUGUAGUUGGAGCGGACGCCGACAGAGCGCAUCCGCAUGCAGCGACAUGACCGCCUCCACAGAGACUCUGGUGGGACGCGAUGACAGUUGGGACGAUAACACCGCCGAGCGAACACCGGAAGUGGCGGUCGCGAGUGUCGGAAGUGCGAGUGUAGUGGAGCCCGAGGUGAGGGUGCGCAGGACCGGAGUGGUGACGACGACGGGACACCCGGAGGAUAUUGAACCUCAGGGUACCUCGAGAGUGGAGGCGCUCAUACACAGAUACACGCAACUCAUCCGGCGACACAUGGAGAGGUCGGCGUGCAAGUCGUCCAGGAAGUCUGUGCGAAGUUCUCUCCCCAAUCUUGAAACCGACUCGAAAAUUGACUCUGUAAAAAAAGACAAAAUUUGCAAAAAAUUAAAAAGGUUUAGUUUGUCUCUCGAGAAAGACGCGAUGGGCAACGCUCAGUCGAGUUCUUCUGUGACAUCGCCCACGUAUCUGGCGUUACCUACGUUUCGUAAAAACAAACGCAAGUCCGCCGGUAGUCCCAGUAGUGUAUCGGACGAGGGAUGCUCGGACCCUUCGCCGGUGUUGUCAGGGAGUCCUCUCAGUCCAGCUAGUAGUGAGGAGGACCAGUUAUGGGCGACAUGCACGGUAGAGGAAGAGACACUCCGGAGAUGUCAAAGUUCUGACUCGGCGGUAGAGUGUGUGGGUAGUGAGGACGAGGAGCCUGUGGGAAGGAUCCGUCAAGUGAGUGUUGGAGAAGAAGUAAUCGGAUCCAUAGACAUUCCGUUGAGAAUUGGAACUCCCGAGGAAGAGUUAGCGAGUAGCAGCAAAACAUACCUUCUAGACGAAGUUCUCUCGGAGAGAAGUGACAUAGAGUUACGGAGUGACCGUUGGUUCAUCGAACACUACGGAAGUUCCGUCCUGGAGAAACUGAACGACCGAGGGAAAACGGAAUCGUGGAUAGCCGAAGUCGGAGAGGUCAAUUUGGACAGAAGAAUGAGUGAAGUGGACAGUAUCGAAGGAAUCGACCCGGGGACAGAAAGGAGGGAGAGUAGUUUGAGUUAUCUCACUGACGACGACGAGCACCCCGGAUACAGGUAUUUCCGAACACCCUCGGUCGUGGUGAGUGACCAUUCAGACGACCCCGCGUACGCGUCGUCCACCAUCACCCUCGAGGAGAUCGAGAGGUUCCGGAAGGAGUACGCCGAAAGACAAAACUCCAUAGGAGACUCGUCCAGUGAUUGUAGUGUGACUAGUUCGUGGAGCAAUGUGUACUCCACCAUCAGUGCGUUGGACGCGGAGUUUGUGUUGAGGAGUCCGGAGAGGAAGGCUUCAGACUGCAGCUCCUGCAGCACGCUCAGCGGAGAUGAGGAGUCUACGGAGCAGAUCCUGCAGGACGUCCGCAACGUUGAUAAGCCCUCGGGGUGGCGGAAGUUGAGGAACAUUGUUCAGUGGACGCCGUUCUUCCAGACGUACAAGAAGCAGAGGUAUCCCUGGGUACAGCUCGCCGGUCACCAAGGCAACUUCAAGGCAGGGCCUGAGCCUGGGACUAUUCUCAAGAAGCUUUGUCCCAAGGAACAGCUGUGCUUCCAAGUGUUGAUGAAGGAUGUGCUGAGGCCUUACGUACCUGAGUACAAGGGUCACAUCACCUGUGAGGACGGGGAAGCCUCCUACCUACAGCUGCAAGACUUGUUGGGUGAGUUCACCAACCCCUGUGUCAUGGACUGCAAGAUAGGAGUCCGCACUUACCUGGAGGAGGAACUGGCCAAGGCCAAGGAGAAACCUAAACUUAGAAAAGACAUGUAUGAAAAGAUGAUACAGAUUGAUCCUAAUGCUCCAACAGAUGAGGAGCAUAGGUUGCGAGGAGUGACAAAACCAAGGUACAUGGUUUGGAGAGAGACAAUAUCAUCAACAGCAACUCUGGGGUUUAGGAUAGAAGGGAUCAAGAAGAGUGACGGGAAGUCGAGCAAAGACUUCAAGACGACAAAAACCAGAGAACAGAUCAUUGAAGCCUUCACAGAUUUCACUGAUGGUUUCCCACAUGCAGUGCCCAAGUAUUACCAGAGGUUAAAAGCGAUCAAGGCAACUCUGGAUGUUUCAGAUUUCUUCACAACACAUGAGGUUAUCGGCAGUUCGCUGCUGUUUGUCCACGAUCAGAACAACGCCAAUGUUUGGCUGAUAGACUUUGCCAAGACAUUAGUUCUCCCUGAGGAACUGCAGAUUGACCACGCUAGUGAAUGGGUCGUCGGAAACCAUGAGGAUGGGUAUAUGAUCGGAGUCAAUAACUUGAUUGAAAUAUUCGGCGAGAUGCUGGAAAGGUCAAAGGCAUCCACGCAAGUACCGACGACGAUGAUCACUGCACCUCAAGACCCGACGUGACCUCGAAAUUAAUUUGCUCCAUAUGACGAAGCAAUCACAUUGGUCCAUCCUGUAGUCCAAUCCUGACUGGGUCAGACACAGAGAUUUUGUCACGACUAGGAAGGAACAGUAGAAAAAACAUGACGUUUAACUGGUAAAAUUACAGUUACAGAACAAACCUAUGCCAUUUCUAGACCUGCAAUCUUUUAAACAUUGAUCAAGCUUUCCUAAAUGCUUAAAGACUAUUUGAUGGUAGUUUCUACCAUGGUUAGUAUUUAAUUCAUUCAGUUACUUACUUGUUUAUAAAAGUACAAUGAUUCUCCUUUAUGGAUUUGUAAUCCCUAUGGCUGAAGACUUUAAAAGGGGCAUUUGUGUCCGAUGGCACUUAAAGUGUCUCAUAUUUCAUUUCUAGUUUUACAAACUUCUGUACUAUGAUCUAAUAGUUAAUUUGAAAAUCACAGCUAUCCUUCUCCGUAUUAAAUCCUAUUGAAGUGUACACACACUGUCAAAUUCACUCUAAAAUAAAAAUAAACAUUUAGUCUACAUCAAUGCAGCCAAGUAUUGUCGGACACAUAACACAUUUCAAACACAGGCUUAAAAUCAGAAGUCUUCUUGAUAAUGUUAAUUAAUUAGAGGCUAAUUAUAUUGAAAUGCUGGGAGUAUUAUUUAAUUUUUAAAAUAUUCACCUUUGAGUACAAAUAAUCCAUAUAAAGACGCUUAUGAAGAAUAAUCCAUAUAAAGACGCUUAUGAAGAAUAAUCCAUUGUUACAGUAGAGGAAAAUAGCAAUAUUUUAUCGCAAAUGUAACUGACAAAUAUUUUAAUUUUAAUACUUCAAAUAUGUUUUAUGUGGUCAAUUACAUGGUUCAAAUUACGGAUGGUCAAAUUAUUAUUAACUAAUCAUCCAUCCUCUUCUAUAUAAGAUGUGCUGUUCAGAAGCACAAUACAUAAACAAUUUAUAUAGUUUAUGUACGUAAAUUGCAAUUAAAUGUAAUAACACAUUCUUAAUUUCCACAAAAUUAUUUUGAGUGGGCAAAAACUCAAUUAAUAGAAUAUUAUUUGAAUCACACUUGACAAUAGUGAAAAGUGUGAAAAGCAAAUGCUUUGUUAUAUAUAUAAUCAAUAAUCAUUCAUAUUUAUUUCAUCCAUCCAUUUUUUUAGAUCUUUGGAUUUUGUAUAGAGAAACCGUUUUGUAAGAAAAUGCAUUUGUAGAAAGUAAAAGAUUCAUAGUUAUAGGUUAAUAUUUAUUCUAAUACAUUAAUUAGUUAUCUUGUCAAUGCACAAUAUAAAUAGGACUGUAAAUAUUGUAAAUUUAUUUUUGUACAGUCACAGGGUGUCUAUGACGAGUUUUGUUAAUGUAGACAAAUUGAUAUGAAUUUCACCUUUCAAGUUUGAUUGGUAUUGUAGUAUUGAUUGGUUUAUAUAUCUGUUGUGAUUUGACACGAGCAUACACAGACUUUAGCUGUUUACAGUUGGUAUUAGUGAGUUGGUUCCUGCAAAGGCACUGCCUGUUUCAUACAUGUAAAUAUAUUUAGCUUGUUAACUUUAUUUCAAGUUUAUAUAGAAAUGCAAUGUAAUGGUCAAUAUAAUGUUGUUACUUUAUCUUGUUGAUCUGUUUUAAUCAAAACUAUUUUCAGAAUAAAGUUUUUGAAUAUUGGUA
Messenger RNA from Macrosteles quadrilineatus (aster leafhopper), 4663 nucleotides. RefSeq lists its product as uncharacterized. Gene Ontology annotation, biological process: inositol phosphate biosynthetic process. The transcript is spliced from 11 exons. NCBI's taxonomy places the organism in Eukaryota, Metazoa, Arthropoda, Insecta, Hemiptera, Cicadellidae. Gene Ontology annotation, cellular component: cytoplasm; nucleus. The coding region runs from base 192 to 3026 and encodes 944 amino acids. The record is from RefSeq and is a predicted model, not a curated record. Gene Ontology annotation, molecular function: inositol tetrakisphosphate kinase activity; inositol-1,4,5-trisphosphate 3-kinase activity.